AUGGGUAGUUGGUCUUCUCUUAGCCCUUCUCUUCCGCUACGUCCGGUUCUUUCAUCUCUUUCUUCUUCUUUUUCUUCUAAAGCUGCAAAAACACAUCCUCGAGCAAGUGUUGUCAAAUUGUUGAAAAACUCUGCAGAAGAUGAUGGAUGCAACAAGUCAAGUAGUACAGGCACCUCCAUUAGUGUUGAGGAAGCAUUCCGCCGAUACCACCAAAUGGUUCACUCACAACCCUUUCCAAAAAUCGUCGCUUUCAAUCAACUAUUUGUGAGAGUUGCCAGAUGCAAACACUAUUUGACUGUGAUCUCUAUGUACAAAAAUAUGUUUUCUUUGCAAAUACAGCCAGAUAUCUUGACUCUGAACAUCUUACUCAACUGUUUCUGUGGGUUGAAUCGGACAGAUUUCGGCUUCUCUGUCUUUGGGAUCAUCCUGAAACUUGGCUUCCAGCCAGAUAUUGUCACAUUGACUACUCUACUUAAGGGGCUCUGCACGGUGGAUAAAAUUGCAGAGGCUAAAGAGUUGUUCUACAAAAUAGUUAAAGAAGGGUAUCUUGGUAAUGUAAUCACGUACGGAACCAUAAUCAAUGGGCUCUGCAAGACUGGAAACACUUGUGAGGCUCUUGAAAUGUUUAGGACAAUGGAACUCAAGGGUAAAUGUAAGCCUGAUGUUACCAUGUAUACUGCAAUCAUCGAUGGCCUUUGCAAAGAUGGAAUGGUAAAUGAGGCACUGAACCUUUUCCUUGAUAUGGUCGGGAAACACAUCUCCCCUAAUGUUGUUACCUACAGUAGUUUGAUUCAUGCAUUUUGCAAUUUAGGUAUGUGGAAAGAAGCUUCAAAUUUGAUCCAUGAAAUGUUGAACCAUGGAGUAUCACCAGAUGUCAUUACCUUCAACAUUAUGAUAGAUGGUCUUUGCAAAGAAGGAAGGGCUGUUGAAGCCAAUAAAUUGUUUGAAUUGAUGCUUCAAAGAGGACUAAAGCCUGAUGUUGUCACUUUAAGCUCUUUGAUUCAUGGCCUAUGCAAUGCUGGCCAAUUAAGAAAAGCCACUGGGUUGCUGAAGAAAAUGUUGGGUUUAGGAAUCUCUCCUGAUGUCGUGACUUUCAGCAUUCUGAUAAAUGGUCUUUGCAAAGUCAAAAAGACUGCUGAGGCACAUAAGUUGUUUGAAUUGAUGCUUCAAAGAGGACAGAAGCCCGAUGUCGUCACUUUCAGCUCUUUGAUUCAUGGCGCAUGCAAUUCUGGCCAAUGGGACGAAGCCAUUGGAUGGCUAAAUAAAAUGUUGGGACUAGGAGUCUCUCCUAAUGUCGUGACUCUCAACAUUCUGAUAGAUGGUCUUUUCAAAGCCAGAAGGACCGCCGAAGCACAUAAGUUGUUUGAAUUGAUGCUUCAAAGAGGACAGAAGCCCGAUGUCAUCACUUUCAGCUCUUUGAUUCAUGGCCUAUGCAAUUCUGGCCAAUGGGAAGAAUCCACUGGAUGGCUAAAUAAAAUGUUGGGACUAGGAGUCUCUCCUAAUGUUGUGACUUUCAACAUUAUGAUAGACGGUCUUUGCAAAGAUGGAAGGAUUGCAGAAGCACAUAAGUUGUUUGAAUUGAUGCUUCAAAGAGGACAGAAGCCCGAUGUUGUCAUUUUCAGCUCUAUGAUUCAUGGCUUAUGCAAUUCUGGCCAAUCAGAAGAAGCCGUUGGAUUGCUAAACAAAAUGUUAGGUUUAGGAAUCUCUCCUGAUAUCGUGACCUUAAGUAUUUUGGUUUUUGGUGUAGACAAUUCUGGCAAGUGGAAAGAAAUCACUAAAUUGUUGACUGAAUUGUUGGAUUAAGGAAACUCACCUAAUGUAGUGACCUUCA
This is a messenger RNA of Telopea speciosissima, 1831 nucleotides long. RefSeq names its product pentatricopeptide repeat-containing protein At1g62910-like. Gene Ontology annotation, molecular function: protein binding. NCBI's taxonomy places the organism in Eukaryota, Viridiplantae, Streptophyta, Magnoliopsida, Proteales, Proteaceae. Bases 1 to 1803 code for a protein of 600 amino acids. The record is from RefSeq and is a predicted model, not a curated record. The transcript has a single exon.